Aegilops tauschii subsp. strangulata is the source of this 630-nucleotide messenger RNA. Its product is annotated as hydrophobic protein OSR8. Gene Ontology annotation, cellular component: membrane. The record is from RefSeq and is a predicted model, not a curated record. NCBI's taxonomy places the organism in Eukaryota, Viridiplantae, Streptophyta, Magnoliopsida, Poales, Poaceae.
GCCCGCGUCUCCGUGUCCCCCACCCCAACCGAGUCGCGAUCUCCCCCACACAAAAACAGAGCACCCGCACAGAAAAGCAGAGACCCGCACGCAUCGUUGGUCCAGCUCCCCUUCCCUCCCGCAGUUCCACCCCCGCCUCCGAGUCCGGCGACCGCAAGCAACCCAGCCGGCGACCGCAGCGAGCGAGCGAGCGCGAUGGGGCUGUGCUCGUGCUGCUGCCGUUGCCUGGAGAUCCUGUGCGCCAUCCUCCUCCCGCCCCUCGGCGUCUGCCUCCGCCACGGCUGCUGCUCCAUGGAGUUCUGGAUCAGCGUGCUGCUCACCAUCCUCGGCUACCUCCCCGGCGUCCUCUACGCCGCCUACGUCAUCUGCUCCGUCGACCCCGACCGCGUCCGCCGCCGCGACGACGACUACAUCUACGUCGCCUGAGCAGCACUCCUCCCCUCCCCCGCCGUGUGGUCUUUCUAUGGGAUUAGGUUAGUGGAAUGAACCAGCCCUGCUCCUGCCCCCUGUAUAUGUACAUUUUGGACGGGUUAUAUAUAGUACCUGAAAUUGGAUCCAGAUUUGCUGGUACCGUGGAUUGCAGUUACCGCUUACUUGCCUGAUUCAGCUGUGGUUGUUGGUUUAUGAGUA